AUGGGUGGGUGGCGAGAACAUAGGAUCGGCGAAUCAACUGCACUAACCCUUGUACAUGUCAACGUUAAGAUUAAAGCCUCCGAAGGCGGUGGUGGAAAAGGAAUAAGGAAAUGCAAGAACGAGGCGGAUUUCAAAGAGAAUUUCGUUCAAGUGCAAACCGAAGUACCUGGUUCUCCAAUAUUCAUCAUGAAAUGCGUCGAAAAUGCUAGACAUAUUGAAGUGCAACUAAUAGCCGACAGGUAUGAAAAUGUAAUUCCGGUGUUCACUCGUGACUGUUCUAUUCAGCGAAGAUGUCAAAAAAUUAUAGAAGAAGCUCCAGCCAGUAUUGCUCCGAAAAAAACACUUAGGAAAAUGCAGGAAGAUGCGGUGAAAAUAGCGAAGUUAGUCGGCUAUGAAUCAGCUGGCACUGUGGAAUACAUGUACCUCCCCGAGGAAGACAAAUACUUCUUUCUUGAACUCAAUCCGAGGCUUCAGGUGGAACAUCCGUGCACAGAAAUGCUGGCUAGCAUCAACAUUCCGGCCAUUCAAAUGCAAAUCGCAAUGGGCCUCCCACUGAAUAGGAUUACUGAUAUUCGACUGUUUUAUGGACUUGAUAGAUACGGCACCACUCCACUGCCGGACGAGAUUGUUCUGACGGAUACUGAGUACAGUGUCAUCGCUGCCAGAAUAACUUCCGAGAGCACUCACAUUGGGAACCUACCACUCGAAUUUGUAGGACGAGGGUAUUAUACAAGAGUUUCGGCACGCGAAAUCCACCAGCGUCUUGGUGUACAUCGCGGUCUAAUCCACAGGACCAUUAAACGCUACAGGGAGCUAGGAACUGAAAAUGAUCGACCCGGAAGAGGAAGGCGUGCCACCGUCGCUACCACGGGUAAUAUAAGGAUGGACCCUGAGGAUUUUUUCCGACCGUCUACCGGAUCGGUAGAGGUGCUGAAUUUCCGGUCCGCUCAAAACGUUUGGGGUUACUUCUCGGUAUCGAGCGCUGGCAAGGUCCAUGAAUUUGCGGAUUCACAGUUUGGUCACCUGUUUGCUCGCGGACGUACGCGUCAUGAAGCUGUCUCCGUAAUGUUGUGCGCCUUACAAGAGCUGGAGUUGCGCGCCUCGUUCGCUUCGCAGGUGUCCUACCUUGUUGACAUGCUGAAAGAACCAGAUUUCACAGAGAAUCGAUUCAAUACUCAGUGGCUUGACAAUCGCAUUGCAAAUAAAAUUCUUCAAAAAGUGCCGCUCCCUAAACACGAGAUGAUAGCCAUUAGUAGUGCUAUCAUCGGUCAUGCAAGGGUAACUGCCGCUUUCAGUAAUUUCAGAAAUGCUGUUGAGCGAGGACAGGUUCUCCCAACAAAGGAUUUAACGGAGACGUUUCUCUUCGAUCUCGUCAAAGACAUGAGUAUUUACAAAGUGACAGUGACUCGUAGUGGAGCCCUUAAUUACAUAGUUUCGUUGAACGGAGGAAAAACGCAAGUAGAAAUCCGUUUGCUGGGUGAUGGAAGUCUACUUGUCACUCAUCAGGAACGCAGUUACACGUGCAAUUUAGAGGAGACUUCUGAUAAAUUUAAGGUGACCAUAGGUCGAUCAAUAGUUGUUUUUGAAAAAGAUAAUGAUCCAAGCGUUCUCAAGUCUCCUUAUACUGGAAAGCUACUAGGAUACAAGAAACAAAACAAGGGAAUUCAAGCUUCAGUAUCUUAUUUCGAGUCGCCCUACGGAGAAUGCUACUAUAGGUAA
Messenger RNA from Haemonchus placei, 1719 nucleotides. The record is from the annotation of a GenBank genome assembly. Lineage: Eukaryota; Metazoa; Nematoda; Chromadorea; Rhabditida; Trichostrongylidae.